Messenger RNA from Durusdinium trenchii, 5556 nucleotides. NCBI's taxonomy places the organism in Eukaryota, Dinophyceae, Suessiales, Symbiodiniaceae. The record is from the annotation of a GenBank genome assembly.
AUGUUUGAUGUUGCUGAACGUCUUUGGGAUCUGCAGACAGUGCGGAUGGAACGGCAGUGGAAUGAACCAACAGGCUUCGAAGAUCAAGAGGACGUUUUAGAGGCCGUUCUACAAAUUCUGCAUGGCCGUAGGGCCACAGUGGAGACGGAUGGCAAGUCUCGGAAGCGCAAGGGUGCUUUGGAUGAUGCCGACAAGGCCUUUCUACGUGGUCUCAUGCGAAGGUAUGGCUUGGAACUGAUAGAUCAUCCGGAAAAGCCGUGUCUGUGGCAGGAAGUGUUCACCAAAGCAGAUUUUCUGCAGACACUGUGGUUCGUCAUACAGCGACUUCUGCAUCCACGUGCAUCUGGCGAGUUGACGGCUCUGCGUUGCCUCCAUCAACCUGAUCGCAUUGCUGCACUUAGAGCUUCCAGGAGUCGGGCCUUGCGAAGGAAUGGCGUCCAUGCCGAUGUGUUGUCCCUGCAUCAAGAGUUGCUGGAGUGGCAAAUGGACACGGGGACGAGUAGACUGCCGAAUGAAUCUGAAGACAGGCCUUUGUCUUCGAAGAUUGACAGCUACAAGGAGAAGGACAGAAGGAAUCGCAUCUCAAGCAUGAAGAAGGCUUAUCCUCCUGAUUUUGAACCUUUAGAGCAGUUGUCCUUGGACUGUCUUACUGGAGCAGGUGACUCAUCGACAGGUGUGCAGUGGCGUUCUGAGUUUGAAGAGCAACUUAUGCUUUCUGUACCUGGCUGGACAGAGGAUGCAAAGAAAAGUCGCACUUUUCAUACAUUGCAAGAAGUCCUCCAAUGCGGCGAUGUGUUUCUUCAACAAUGUUUUGCGACGCUGCAAUCUUAUGGAUUGUCUCUUCAGCGCAAAUUGAGCGUUCUUGCUGCCAAGUUGCAAUGCACUCCUAGCAUACCAGGUGUGGCGGAAGCUAUGUCCACUCGAUUACUCUCAACUCCACAGGACACAGAGGAGAUGGAGCUCAACAGAUAUGUUUGUCGGUUGUGCGACUUUCAAUGUGCAGACAAGGAAGUCUUGCAAGAGCACAUCAAGGACGCUCAUUCGAAUGACACUGAGGUUGCAAGAGCAUGGGUGGAAUAUCGCAAGAAAGUUCCCUCUUGGACUGUGCAACGCAGCUUGAUGGCCAAUGCGGAUGCAGCAUUGCGAGAGCCAGGACGGGAUGGAGCACUGCGUGAGGAACGGGCAUGUGUGGUUUGCGCUCGUAGAUUCUGGAGCGAAGAGUUGCGUCCAGUUAUUUUGUUCCAAGAUCCAGCUGCUGGAGCUCCAGAGACGGUGGACGGAGAAGAGGAAGAUCAGCGAGUGAAGAAGAUUGCACCUUCGCAACAACGUCGACUGUGUCGAGUUCUGGGCGUACAGCGCUACCUGGAGCGUUGGCCACAGCUACAGGCCCGUCCAGAGGCCAUUGCAGAGCUGAAGGCAUCGGCGGUCGAGCAUCCAUUCUUGAAGGAGGAGCUGCUCCUUUUACAUCGACGCCGAACGCCAGCUGAUGUCAGGGACCCAUGCGACGUUUGCCGAGAAUGCUGUGGUCCCUUGACAUCAAGCAUGGUGAGCCUUCCUCGGUACAGCUUAGCCAAUGAUUUGUGGAUCGGUCGACAACUUCCAGCUUUGAGAAACUUGGCAGCGGCCACCAAACGUUUGUUACCAAUGGUGCGCACCUGUCUGCAAGUCACUGUUCUGCAGCCCGGUAACCUCGUUCGAGAGGAACGGCAGAAGGGCUUCAUCGGCAACAGCAUCUUUUUGCCGCAGGCUGCGCCCACAGCCAUUCGAGCUGUCCUUCCGCCGCCAGAACAGGACAUGCAGGAGUCCAUUCUCUUUGUUUUGGUCGGCGAUGGACAGAACAAAACAGCCCUUCAAAGCAGUGCAUUGUUGAAGGCCCCUCGUGGCGAGUACGAAUCUGCAGUUCGAUGUCUUCAAAGCACUUCGCCGUACUACGAAGAAGUCACGCUUCGGGACGCUGGUGAGUCUACGUUGCAGGGUUGCAUUUUGGAAACCGGUGUCAACAGCUACUUAGCCAAACAGUUGCUUCAACAGGGCCCGGCUGAUGCACAAGGACAAGAGGAUGAUGAUACCGAAGAAAAUCAGGAAGCGGAACCAAUGGAAGAUGCAGGUCACUUGGUGUCGAGCAUCGUGGGCCUCAAUGAUGGUGAGGACGAGCAAUGCAAAUGGUUGAAAGUUGGUCGUGAUAUGCAAGAGCUCUGUCGUCGCAAGCCUGGAUCCCGACUCAGUGUGGCACAACAAGUUUGCAGAGAUCGAGAUGGCAACGUGGUGUCUGAUGGCUCAUCUGCCCGGAGUUCUCAACUCCUUGGUCGCGAAGGACUUCGAGAGCGACAGGCCCUAGGGCAGAUCAAGAGCAUCCAAAGUCUGGCGGCCCAGUCUGCACAGAGUCAUCGGCAGGUGGAAGCGGACAUGUUCCAAGUCCGACCUUCCAAACUGGUGGUCUUCCGAUACCUGCUCAUCCGCGAGGAGCUGCAGUUUAUGUUUGGAAUUGUCACGAACCAGUGGAAUCUUGUUAAGGAGACAUUGUUGCCUGUGAUGUACGAUGUGCAGCGACGAUUGGAGCUUAUGAAGUCUACCAAAGCAUAUGUGCAGCGUCGUGGCUUCGCAAAGCAUCUCAAUCUCAUCGCCAAUGUGAGCACAGAAGAUCUUUUGAAGGCAAUGGCAUUGCAUGGGGAAGCUGCGGACAUUCGAACUCUGAUGCAAGAUGCCAAUGUAGAUCCAGCUUUGAAACGUGCUCUGGGCGGAGUGCUGCAAUCAACCGCCAAUAUCAUCGGCUUGGAAGGACAUCGCAGUCAAAUUCGACUUCGUGGUCAUGCAGCCGGUUGGCACUAUGGCAAUGCGCAUCUUUUUGUCACACCCAAUCUGGCUGACGUUCGUGCACCGUUGAUGUUGCAGCUGCAUCUGCAGACGAAUGGCAUUGCCGAAGUGGAGGCACAGAGUAUUUGCUUGGAUUGGGACGAUGAAAUCCCGGGCUUGCCUACGGCUGCGACCAUGCGAAGAAUCAUUGCUCGAGAUCCAGUGUCCCAGGCUCGGUUUUUCCAUCUUAUGAUGAAGAUCUUUUUCGAAGAGCUGCUUGGCAUCGAGCCGACUUUUCAAAAGGAACGGUAUGCAGUUGGAUUUCCACGCUGCUUCGAAGAUGGCAUGGCAACUUCAUUGUAUGGUGGCAUCUUUGGUGAUAUUGCUGCUUUGUGCGGCCCGCUCGAAACGCAAGGACGUGGAUCCAUGCAUCCACAUAUCCUCAUCGUCUUGCUGGGUCAUGACCUCAUCAGUCGUGCGCACACCUUGAUGCGUCGCAUUGGACAUGGCGAGCUGGUGGUGGAACUGCAAAGGUGGAGUCGCAAAGUGUUGGAAGCUGCUGCGAAGAUUCGCUGGGACAGUCAAUUGGCUUUGUCCGAUUGCUUGAAUGUAGAAGGUACACCUUUGCCGUUUUCCGAAAAGCAACGCAGUGAGUGUGGCAAACAAUAUGCGGAGGGCAUGAGCAAUCCUGCAGCUCAAGUGGUCAUGCGAUGUAACGUGGAUGUGAAGUAUUUGGGUCGUGCAUUCGAUGCAGCUGAUUUGGAGAAAGUAGCAUCAGAAGUCGGUGGUUUGUCCGCACUGGAUCCUCAAGCAUUGCCUGAUACUGAUGCUGAGCCACAACAGUCUACAAGUGCCUCCAGUGUUGAUGUCCCAAUGCACGACGUCAAUUUGGACAGUGGAGAUGUCGAUGACAGCAUGCAAGUUGUUCGGGAACAGGUGAAAAAGCGGAAGACUGCCACCGUGAAUGCUUUGGGCCCUCACAAAGAUACUUCGCAGUUCUCGCAUACCAUGGAGCGGAUUCUGAUUGAUAUGUUUCGUGACAUGGAGGAUGUGCAGUUCUACACUGGUGAGUAUGCAAGUAAGAAAUUUGAGGUCUCCAGAAACUUGCUCCCUGAACUGUAUGCUGGUGUGCAGAAGUUGGAAACAGAAGAGACCGAGCGUCUCCAAAGUGCCAGCAUCGCAGAAGAUGCAACUGCGCCCCAGGCAGCGUCCUCUGCCAACCUGCCUGGGGGUCAGCAGCAGCACAGGGCACUCAGCAUCCUCCGACGCCUGGCUUUCGGCAUGCAGCGAUGCGUUGCAAAAUCCAACGGAGAGAUGGCGUACCAGCUUUUGUACGAACAGGAACAGUAUGUGACGUUUGGAGGGUACAACAUGUUCUUCCGCUACAUCCCCUAUGCAAUCAUGCAACGCCGAUUGCAAGCACUCACGGAUGCGUCAGCCGACCAUCCUGAGUGCGCCGUGCCACCCCUCGAUGUCCCGCCUCCUGAUGCAGCGGCAGCCUUGCCCAUUCAGGAGGUGGCGGACAUCGAGGAGGAGGUGGACGGCAGGGGAAGCAAGAAGCAGCAACUGGCACACUUCAACCAGAAAGAUGACUUCUUGCAUCGCGGUUCCCAUCCACUGCUUCGUUCCAUGUCGCUGCUGAUGUAUUCCAGGUUUGUUCGACGUGUGGAUCGCUCCAAAGCAGGUCAGGCCGAUGGAUUGCAGUUCUUCGAGUUCGAUGCACACUAUCCACAUCACCGUUCUUCGCUGCAAGAGGUCCGACUUGCGGACAACAAUGUGGUCGUGCCAACCGACCUUCGUCUCCCGGCCGACCACGAGACAGAAAAGCUGGCUGCUUACAUGUUGGGCUUGACUUUUCCGUUCCCAACUUGCACCGGCGAUUGCAACAACUCGCAGCAUUGCUUCGCUUGUCAUGUCGUGGAAGUACAUGAAAGCCGUCGGGAGAUCACUGCACGAUUUACACCCGUUUGGCGGCAUUGGAAUGCCAGCAUGAAAGUUCGACAAGAAGCAGCGCAGACAAGAAUUUUGGCUGGUCUAUCCGUACCGGUGUUGCGAGAUGUUGUUGGUGUGCGAGCAUGGUACAGUGCAAAAGCAACUCCUGGACGUCGUUUGUUCGCCGACUUCAUGAAGAAGCUUGCGCAGCAACAUCUGGGUCGGGUCGAAAGCGUGUUUGUGGAUAUUCCCCGCAUUCAUGAGCUGAUCUGUAUGUAUUUGAAUGUCGAGCCACAGUCGCACUAUUCACAGUUGACUCCUUUGGAACACUUGUGCACUUUGCAGUUAUCGUGGUUGGAACGAUACAGGUUACACCAGGCGGCACGGCGACUCAGCAGCAGUCAACGUCGCGCCGAGCGCUUCGCCUACAUGAGCAAUGUUGACAUGGAAGAAGCCGAUCCAGAGGAGGAUGAGACGGGUGCGGUGGACAUUGAAGGCGAAGAUGCAGAUGAUGACAUGCAGCACGCAGAUGCAUUGGAACGCAUGGAGUGUGCUCCACAUCCAAUCCACAAAGACUCUCUGGCUGAUGCUUUGUUUCGUGAUCGUGAGUGGUACGCUGUCAUGGCGAACUCCAAGGCGAAGGCGUUGAAAACUUCUCUGCAGAAGUUGAUGCAAUUUGUGAAUUGUUUGGGUGGCGUGCCCGAUGUCAAGCAUGGUAUGGGCAUCCGAAGCAAUGGCACGACUGAGCUGGAUCGGACAUGGAGUCACGCAGAUACUGGACGAAUUUUUGCGGCACAAAAGCAAUAUUUGGAAUACAUUGCCGGAGGCUAG